UAAGAUGUAAGUGAAUGAACAUUAUUUCCUGUUUCUGCAGAUGCUGGUUGGGGUUUGUUGCUUUUGUUAGCCUUCAGUUUUAACAUUUGAAGAAUGGCCGAGGAAGAGGAUGAUCCUGGCUUUGAUGAGGAUAUAGACGAUGGAGGUAAUGGGGCAGACUCGGGCCAGGGUAAAAGAAAGCGACUUUUUUCGAAGGAGCUUCGCUGUAUGAUGUAUGGUUUUGGAGAUGACCAAAAUCCAUACACUGAAUCAGUGGAUAUACUGGAGGAUCUGGUGAUUGAGUUCAUCACGGAGAUGACACACAAGGCGAUGUCUAUAGGCCGCCAGGGCCGUGUUCAGGUGGAGGACAUCGUCUUUCUCAUCCGCAAGGACCCUAGAAAGUUUGCGAGAGUGAAAGACCUGCUCACAAUGAAUGAGGAGUUGAAGAAAGCUCGCAAAGCCUUUGACGAGGCAAAUUAUGGGUCUUAAAAUAGGCCAUGAUUCGUAAUGCUUUCAUUUUAUUCAACCCAUGUGAAUAUGGUUACUUAUUGCCUCUAAUGGAGUUUGACCUGUUAUAAAUAUUUGUAUGAAACUGUACAUCUUGCAUACAGUACAGUAUUUUUUGAGUUGCAUGAUAGUCCAUAAGGUUUUUGUCUUAACUUUGUGGAAUAUUUUUAAUUUUUUUCCCCGAAACAAUUUAAACUUAUUUAACAUGUAAUGGAAGAAGGCAAAAAGACUAUGCUUUUAUAAUAUUUUGAGAAACAAAGUAAAUGUAAACCUUGAAAAUCCUAUGAAAAUGGCUCUUUUUAAUUAUUAAAUUUGUUUUUUGUCUCUUAUUUCCUUUUUGUUCAACCUUUAUAGCAUAAUACCUUAAUAACAGUUUGUCAUAUACAUAAUGGCAUUAUUUAAUACCAGAAGCCAAAAAUAAUUGCUUUGGUAAAUUGUGCCUGAUAUUGGCUGUUCACAAUUGAACAUAAAAGCAGUACAAAUAGGAUGCAAGUUCAUCACACAUUUAUGUUUUGCCAGUAAUAUACAGUGCAUUCAUAAAGUAUUCAGACCCCUUCAGUUUUUUCACAUUUUGUUAUGUUGCAGCCUAAAUGCUUAAAAUAUUUUUUUUCCCCACAACAAUCUACACUCCAUGCCCUAUAAUGACAAAGCAAAAACCAGAUUUUUGAUAACUUUGCAAAUUUAUUAAAAAGAAAAAUCUGAAAUAAUCACAUUAAAAUAAGUAUUAAGACCCUUUACUCAGUACUUAGUUUAAGCACCUUUGACAGUGAUUACAGCCUCAGGUCUUUUUGGGUAUGAUGCAACAAGCUUUGCACACCUGGAUUUGGGGAUUUUCUGCCAUUCUUCUUUGCAGAUCUUCUCAACCUCUGUCAGGUUGGAUGGGGACCGACGGUGAACAGCCAUUUUCAGGUCUCUCCAGAGAUGUUCGAUUCAGUUCAAGUCUGGCUGGACCACUCAAGGACAUUCACAGAGUUGUCCCUAAACCACUCUUGCUUUGUCUUGGCUGUGUGCUUAGGGUCAUUGUCCUAUUGGAAGGUGAACCUUUGGCCCAGUCUGAGCGCUUUGGACCAGGUUUUCAUUAAGGAUAUCUCUGUAUUUUGCUGCUUUCAGCUUUACUUCAGCCCUGACCAGUCCCCCAGUCCCUGCUCUUGGAAGAGUCCUGGUUGUUUAAAACUUCUUCCAUUUAAGAUUUAUGGAGGUCGCUGUGCUCUUGCGAACCUUCAAUGCAGCCAAAAAAUGUUUGUAGCCUUCCCCAGAUCUGUGCCUCGACACAAUCCUGUGUCUGAGCUCUGCAGGCAGUUCCUUUGACCUCAUGGCUUUGUUUUUGCUCUGAUAUGCAUUUUCAGCUGUGAGACCUUAUAUAGUCAGGUGUGUGCCUUUCCGUAUCAUGUCUAAUCAAUUGAAAUUGCCACAGGUGGACUCCAAUAAAGGUGUAGAAACAUCUCAAAGAUUAUCCAGAGAAAUGGGAUGCACCUGAGCUAAAUCUCAAGUGUAAUAGCAAAGAGUCUUAAUACUUAUGUCAAUGUGAUAUUUCAGUUUUUUCUUUUUGCUAAAUUUGCAAGGUUAUCAAAAAUCUGGUUUCUGCUUUGUCAUUAUGGGGUAUAGAGUGUAGAUUGAUGUGAGAAAAAAAUCAUAAUUUAAAGCAUUUUAGCAUACGGUUGCAACAUAACAAAAUGUGGAAAAAAAUGAAGGGGUCUGAAUACUUUAUGAAUGCACUGAAUAUACAACUGAUGUGUUAAGGCCGCUGAAGAUAAUUUUAAACUUGUGGUAGAGGUUGUAAACUUGCAAUGUAUUCAAUUUUCACUGGCACUGCACCUUCAACUUAUAGCCUUCUACUUAUAAUACUCCUUAAAAAGCCAUUAAAAUUUGCCACUUUUGAACAUUUCAGUGUAUAUGACUCCAGCAACUUUACAAUCUCUAGUUAAUUUUUUGCAUCUGAGGGUACGUUUAAACGACAACUAUGUACUAAAAACUGAAACGUUUUUUCUUUGUUUUUGAAAAGUUUGGCGUACAGACGAAAACGUUGUAAAAACGAUCCCCAUUCACACGGAUCCGCGAAAACGACUAAAAACGCUGUAUUAAAGCUGCGUUCACAUUGCCAGCGACAUCGCGCGAGACAGCAACACGAUCCUAUUCAUUUUCAAUAAGAGCACAGCGACUUCCGGCGACACGAGCUGCUGCGGCCGUUGACGACAAGACAAGUUGAGAAAAUGUCAACUUUAUGCAAAUGACGAGCGAUAUUCACGAGCGACUGCCAAUGAGAGUGAAGACAGCAGAGCUUACGUCAUCUGUCUCCUGGCAGACUAGGGAUGAGUGCAUGCAAGACAGAGAAGUUUCAGCAUCCUGAGCGAUUUUUUACUGUUCUGUAUAAUUUGUAUGUAACCACAUGCAUGGAUAUAAUAAAACAUUGAUGCGUGGAAAAGCA
This is a messenger RNA of Myxocyprinus asiaticus (Chinese sucker), 2911 nucleotides long. RefSeq names its product transcription initiation factor TFIID subunit 13. The coding region runs from base 94 to 468 and encodes 124 amino acids. Lineage: Eukaryota; Metazoa; Chordata; Actinopteri; Cypriniformes; Catostomidae. The record is from RefSeq and is a predicted model, not a curated record. Gene Ontology annotation, biological process: transcription by RNA polymerase II. The transcript has 2 exons. Gene Ontology annotation, molecular function: protein heterodimerization activity. Gene Ontology annotation, cellular component: transcription factor TFIID complex.